AGCUUAGUAUGACGCGGACUUUCACAGAUCGAGUCGUCGCGACGCCACCACCACGAAAACCUGUUAAUUGCCUGCAUCGCACUUGCUUCCGGGGGAGUUUCGGAGGGUUUUUUGGGCUUCUGUGUGACACGUUCUUGCGUUUUACGCUUGUUGGAAGGUCUUGCGUCUGGAUUUGCGUCUUCAUUUUGGAAGUCGUUGUUAAGGGGACGUACAGGAGGAGGUCAUGGAAAUCGCGUUGUUGUAGGUGAGAUGCCGACGGAGUGCAUUACCAACCCUCUACAGAGGGAACUGGCGGAUUCCAUCAUUCGGAUGGUACCACUGGACGAAAUCCGGAUUUUGCUGGCUUGUGGGGCUAAGGUCAAUGAGCCUGUGACGCAGGGUUUGAUGCCCAUCCACUACGCCGUCUGGCAAAGGUACUACGAAGCAGCCCAGUUGCUACUGACUAGAGGCGGUGAUGUUAAUGCGGUGGAUGAGUGCGGCUACAGCGCCUUGCAUCUUUCAGCGGAACACGGAUACACGGAAAUCGUUCGUCUUCUUCUUCUGUCGGGCGCUAAAGUUAAUUAUCGCCCUAAUACUGAUGAAGACUUCCCGAGGACUACGCAGUGCGACGAACCUCUGCGUCUUGCCAUUAGGAACAAGCACAUGGAGAUAGCGCGGAUGCUCCUAGAGAAUGGGGCUGACCCCAAUAAGCGCUAUUUCUUCGGUGCCGAGAUCAAUCUAGUGACGGAUUUGGAAUUUCUCGAGUUGUUGCUCACUUUCGGUGCUAACCCCGACAGUAGAGAUAGGUCUGGGUUGACCCCUUUGAUGAAAGCAGUCCGACAACCACAAGGCAUGGAAGCGGCUCUUAUUCUUCUCAAAUAUGGCGCGGACGUGAACGCUAUGGCAGACGAAAGGCACGAUUACAGAACGGUACUGCAUUACGCGGUACUAUCAGGCAACUACGAAAUCAUCAACUUGAUUAUAAAACAAGGCGCCAAGUUGAACUACGACGAGGAGUUCGAUUUAGGGAAACCCAGUCCUCUGGACUUAGCGAUUCUAAAAGGGGAUCCGAAGAUCGUAGAACUGUUAAUUCAAUCAGGAGCUAACGUGAAUUGUAGCUCACCCAUCAUUGGAUCACCCUUACACGUAGCUUGCGCCGAUAACAUCUCCAACCGGUUCGAGAUCCUCCAGAUGUUGUUGAAGGCCGGCGCUGACCCAAACCUCAAGGUUUACAACGACGUCUACGACAACAACUCGCAGCUGAGACCCGUCUUGGUGGAGUACUUAGCCAGUAACACGGAUCCAAAUCUCACGAUCAUCAGUCUUCUGAUCCGAUAUGGUGCCAGAGUGAUAAUGAAAACCCAAUUCCGUGAUCCGGACGGUAUGCUCAACUCUCUCCACAACGUGAUCGGAAGCGAUUCGAUUUUCUCGCUUCUGUUGGAAGCCAGUGAAUCUUUCGACGUUUGUAUGAUCAGAAGGAACAACGUCAUCACGCCGGAGCAGAAGGAGACUUUGUUGAAGUUGGCCAGAUAUCCGCUGAGUUUGCGCAAACAGGUUAGGUUCUUUUUGAGGAAGCUGAUUGGAGGGAUUAAGCUGAUGGAGUCGGUUGGGGGUUUUGAGCUGCCGAAGUGUUUGGAGAAGUAUCUGCUUUUUGAUUAUAGUUGAUGUGAUAUUUUGUGAUUUGGUGCGUCUUUUUGGGCGCUUUUAAUUUGUAUCUUUUCAGUCCUGAGACUUGCUUGAAUCCCGUAAUUCCGAUUUGUGGUAUUAUCUUGUUUAAGCUUCAGUUUUGUAACCUGUGGUUAGGUAGUAGUUUUGUAUAUUUUUAUCCUUCUUUUACCUUUGUUCAAAUUUAUAUAUAUUUGUAAUCAUCACGUUUAAUAAAGUGGAAAUAUGUUA
This is a messenger RNA of Zophobas morio, 1875 nucleotides long. Its product is annotated as ankyrin-3-like. The record is from RefSeq and is a predicted model, not a curated record. Lineage: Eukaryota; Metazoa; Arthropoda; Insecta; Coleoptera; Tenebrionidae. Gene Ontology annotation, molecular function: protein binding. Bases 250 to 1644 code for a protein of 464 amino acids. The transcript is spliced from 6 exons.